AUGACCAACACGGAUGACAUCAAGGCGGCAGACAUGUCGGAGGAGCGGGGCAGCGAGCCGGUGAAGGAGGGGGACCAUGUUGCCUGGAAGUGGGGUGCAGGCAUGGUGGAGGGCCAUGUUGCCGAGACUUCCACCGAGAAGUUGGUGAAGGAGACCAAGCCAGGCACCAACAUCACCCGGAACGGCACCGAGGACAACCCAGCGGUGUACAUCGAGCGGGAGGGUAACAAUGUGGUGAAGAAGCAGAGCGAGCUGUACAAGGUGCAUGACGAGAAGUAG
This is a messenger RNA of Auxenochlorella protothecoides, 279 nucleotides long. RefSeq lists its product as hypothetical. The transcript has 2 exons. Lineage: Eukaryota; Viridiplantae; Chlorophyta; Trebouxiophyceae; Chlorellales; Chlorellaceae. The record is from RefSeq and is a predicted model, not a curated record. Bases 1 to 279 code for a protein of 92 amino acids.